GAAGAAUGCGCGUGAAAACAACUCUAAAUCUCCUGGGAUUAUUCCACACUUGGUCUCCUCCAACAGUUUUUCUUCAGCUCCAAUCAAAUUUUAACGGAAGAAAUCGAUCUACCGGUGGAGUUUGAGGAGGAGAUGGUGUCCCCCGAAACCGCUAACUGGAUAUCCGACCUGAUCGAUGCCGACUAUGGAAGCUUCACCAUCCAAGGUCCUGGUUUCUCUUGGCCCGUUCACCAACCUCUUGCCGUUUCUUCUAACUCCAGCGCGGGAGUUGAUGGUUCGGCUGGAAAUUCAGAAGCCAGCAAGGAACCUGGCUCCAAAAAGAGGGCGAGAUGUGAAUCAUCCUCUGCCACUAGCUCAAAAGCAUGUAGAGAGAAGCAGCGCCGAGACAGGCUGAAUGACAAGUUUACCGAAUUGAGUGUAAUUUUGGAGCCUGGAAACCCUCCCAAAACAGACAAGGCUGCAAUCUUGGUCGAUGCUGUCCGCAUGGUGACACAGCUACGCGGCGAAGCCCAGAAGUUGAAGGACACCAAUUCAAGUCUUCAGGACAAAAUCAAAGAGUUAAAGACUGAGAAAAACGAGCUGCGAGAUGAGAAACAGAGGCUGAAGACAGAGAAAGAGAAGCUGGAGCAACAGCUCAAAGCCAUGAAUGCUCCUCAACCAAGCUUCUUCCCAGCUCCACCUAUGAUGCCAACUGCUUUUGCUUCUGCUGCGCAAGGCCAAGCUCCCGGAAACAAGAUGGUGCCAUUCAUCAGUUACCCAGGAGUUGCCAUGUGGCAGUUCAUGCCUCCUGCUUCCGUCGAUACCUCUCAGGAUCAUGUCCUUCGUCCACCAGUUGCUUAACUUGGAGAAAAAAAAUCAUCGACUGGUUUGCUUCUUGCUUCUGCUGAAAAAAAAGAAAAGUCCAUUUGUUUUACUCUCCUCUUUCUCGGCUUUCUUAGUCUUAUCGUUGCCUUUGUUUUAUCGUGUUAUGGUCGUUUGAAUAACUGUUAUCUGCUGAACAACUGUAAACUCCAAUUGCUUGGCGCAAUGUUAUCUAUUUACAUGUAAAUUUAAGUAGAGUUAGGCA
Brassica oleracea var. oleracea is the source of this 1066-nucleotide messenger RNA. RefSeq names its product transcription factor ILR3. Gene Ontology annotation, biological process: regulation of DNA-templated transcription; intracellular iron ion homeostasis. NCBI's taxonomy places the organism in Eukaryota, Viridiplantae, Streptophyta, Magnoliopsida, Brassicales, Brassicaceae. The record is from RefSeq and is a predicted model, not a curated record. Gene Ontology annotation, molecular function: DNA-binding transcription factor activity; protein dimerization activity. Bases 133 to 840 code for a protein of 235 amino acids. The transcript has 5 exons.